Molecule: messenger RNA, 951 nt
Organism: Cylicocyclus nassatus
Lineage: Eukaryota; Metazoa; Nematoda; Chromadorea; Rhabditida; Strongylidae
Source: the annotation of a GenBank genome assembly
AUGCAAGCUGCUUUUGACAUCAGUUCACCGAUAGUGUGCGUUUUGAUAGCUGCAUCCUUAGCAGCAACUUGUCCCGUGAUUGUCACCGCAUCUAUGAACACCACAAUUCGUGGACACACUUUUGAUAUAUACGGCUACAAGAAAUUAGUUAUGGUACGCUAUCUCGCUCGUUCACAGUCCAUCUACAAUCUCACCGUGGUGAACCUCAAUAAUGCUCGAUAUCUAAGAAACCAUGGCGGAGAGAGGAAAAAGGUUGACGAACUCACGGCGGCGCAGCGUGAGGACUACGACACGGUGGUAGUCCACCUCAAGAACUAUUACGAAGGACCACACCUCCGGAUCAUGACGCGCAGGGCUCUAGCGGGAUGCAAGCAAGAGGCAGGCGCGGGCCGUUCCCGUCGUCAAUCUGCUCAGCACAUUUCGUGUCCACCCACACCUCAUCGAGCUGCCGAACUUUGUCGCUUACGAAGGAACCUUAACGAGCUGCAUCAGUCGCCAGGACCGGCAACUUCUCCUCAAUGCAAUGCGCUUUCCCCAUACUACCACGCCAUUCAUGUUCAUCGACUUCGCGUCAACGGCUUCACGCGCGCCCAGCAGAUCGCUUACAACGACACGGAGGCUCGCGUUUGUUGGAAUCUAAUCGAGCGCUUACUCGCAAAAGGCAUCGCUUCCGACGCGCUUUGCAUCAUCACAUUUUAUCGGGAACAGUUGAAAAGGCUUGGUAAGAUGGCCAGGCGUCUCAACGUGGAAGUAAUCACCGUGCACUCGAUCCAAGGGCGAGAGCGCGAUAUAGUAAUUUUACUCACAACACGGACAGAAGUCGACCAAUCAACGACGGAGUCUUUUGAUGAUUACCAACGCAUGAUGUUGCAGCAUCUCGCCGCCGUGAAGGGCAGUUCAGUUCAUUCUCGGAAACGCCCAGAAUCUCCAGUUGGUGCCACAUUGGCAUAG